Girardinichthys multiradiatus is the source of this 2082-nucleotide messenger RNA. RefSeq names its product alcohol dehydrogenase 1-like. Bases 107 to 1240 code for a protein of 377 amino acids. Gene Ontology annotation, molecular function: zinc ion binding; S-(hydroxymethyl)glutathione dehydrogenase [NAD(P)+] activity. Gene Ontology annotation, cellular component: cytosol. Gene Ontology annotation, biological process: formaldehyde catabolic process. Lineage: Eukaryota; Metazoa; Chordata; Actinopteri; Cyprinodontiformes; Goodeidae. The transcript is spliced from 9 exons. The record is from RefSeq and is a predicted model, not a curated record.
CGCACCCUUCCGACCUGAGGUCCCUGGUCAGAGACCAGAGGAGGUCAAAGUCUGACUGUUUGGUACCUCCCUGCCUUCAUCUGAGCUAUCAAUAUUUUCAGGAAAAAUGGCCACAGCUGGGAAGAUCAUCAGCUGCAAGGCAGCAGUAGCUUGGGAGUUCGACAAGCCUUUGGUGAUCGAAGAGGUUGAGGUGGCACCUCCUCAGGAGAAGGAGGUCCGGAUCAAGAUUGUGGCAACAGGAGUGUGUCAGUCAGAUCUCUACUUCCUGUUAAAAUGUAUGGACAAAGCUUUGUUCCCAUCAGUUUUUGGCCAUGAGGCAGCUGGUAUAGUGGAGAGCAUCGGACCCGGCGUCACCGAAUUCCAGCCAGGAGACAAGGUGAUCCCGCUGUUCAUGCCUCAGUGCCGAGAAUGUCGCUUCUGUAAGAGUCCAAAGACCAACCUGUGUGUCAACGGGUCAGCUGGUCAUAUUGAUGGGAAAAACUUUGAAAGCUCCAGGAUCACCUGUAAGGGGAAGAAACUGCUGCAGUUCCUUGGAGUUAGCAGCUUCUCUGAGUACACUGUGGUGAAGGAGUUGGCUUUGGCUAAGAUCGAUCCUGCUGCUCCUCUGGACAAAGUCUGUGUCAUUGGUUGUGCCAUCUGCACGGGGUAUGGAGCAGCUGUGAAUAGUGCUAAGGUUGAACCGGGCUCCACCUGUGCCGUGUUUGGUUUGGGAGCUGUAGGUUUGGCUGCAGUCAUGGGCUGCAGAGCUGCAGGAGCCAAAAGGAUCAUUGCCAUCGACAUCAAUCCAGAGAAGUUUGAAAAGGCCAAAAUAUUUGGUGCCACUGAUGUUGUGAACCCCAACGAUCACAGUAAACCCAUCCAUCAGGUGAUGGUUGAGAUGACCAACGGAGGAGUGGACUACUCGAUUGAAUGCAUUGGAAAUGUGGAAAUUAUGCGCAGAGCGUUGGAGUCCUGCAUUCCAGGCUGGGGUGUCAGUGUGAUUGCUGGCUGGACAAACAUGCAAGACAUCAGCACUGAGCCGAUUCAGCUCAUGAAAGGACGUAAAUGGACGGGCACCCUGUUUGGAGGGUUCAAAGGUAAGGACGGCGUGUCUCAGAUGGUUAAAGCCUACCUGGACAAGAAGGUGAUGGUGGACGAGUUAAUCACUCACAACAUGACUUUGGACCAAAUUAAUGAAGCAAUCACGCUGAUGAAGCACGGCCAGUGCAUCCGGACAGUCCUGAGUGUUUCUCCUCAGUGAGAUCAUCGUGGUUCUUGAUGACAUGAAACACCUGGAAUCAUCUCACAUUUUGAUUGUGACUACGUUGUUGCCAAUAUACCUGCAGAGUUUAAAAUGUCUCAGAAUAAAUGAGCUAUUUCCAUUUAGCUGUAUUUAUACUGAGUUGAACAGUGAACCUUUCUAGACUAUCUUACUUUUAGAAGCAGCUUUAUUAGCAGCAGCUUCUUGAUUGUGGUUGAGUUUGCUCAUUAUCUCAUCAGGCUUCCAGAGAUAAAACAGUUUAUGAAAGGUUCUGAAAUCAAGGUUUUCCAUCCAGCUUCUUACUUUGAGCGAUGUUAAAAAAAUAAACAGCUUUAGGCACAGAUUGGAAGUUGUGACGAGAAUAAAGUGAAUUAUUUGCGUCUGGGUUGUCUCAUUGUGAAUGAAGCCUGCUAGACUCUUUAGACCCCGGCAGGGAUGGACGGGGUAAGUAGCAUUUAAUAUAAAGCUUAAAAUUAAUAAUAUACAUUUGUAAAUUUUUUACUAUUGCAAAAAAAAUAUGUUGAAAGGAAAUAUUUCUAACAGUAAAGCUAGCCUUCUGAUGAAAAGUAGGUACACUCUCUUUUAAUCCUGUGGGUUUAUAUGUUGGGAUGUAAACAUGAUCCUUUCUUUAUUAAAGAUAUUUAAACCUAACAAAAACACCCUGAUCCAGCCUGACUAUGUUUAAGGCUAGGCUUAAAACUUUCCUUUCCAUAAAGCUUAUAGUUAGACUGGCUUAGAUUAUCCUGAGCUACCUCUGUAGUUCUGCUGCUUCUGACUUCAGAAAACAGCUUUUUGUUUUUUGUGUCACUUCUCAAUAAACUGGACUGGGUCCAAUGGCUUGA